UGCAUGCGGACGGUCUCCAUCAGUCUUCAGAGAGGAUUAGUUUUCCGUUAAUGACGGAUUAAUGAGCUUCACAUCGGCGAUAAAACUCGGAGAUUUAUUGUGUGAUUAUCUGUGAAACUUCCGGAGGAGUCUGUCUGAGUUCAUCCGAGCUCGAGUCUGACGUGAUGUCAGUGCAGUGAUGGCUCCGCCCCAAAGGAGGCGUUCCUUCGGCCCCGUCUCACCCAAAUACAUCUACAGGAGCCUGUCACUCAAACUAAGGGGCGGGGCUUCCCAAUGUGAGGCGGAGCAUUCCGAUUGGAGGAGGAGGCUGAGUAAAGGACAAGCUGAUUUCUGGAGUCUGUGGGAUGCACUGGAGAAUGAAGACACACUCGGCGUCCAGCAUCUGUUGUCCAGAGAGCAAGCGACGGACACACACACACACCGACGAGUGAACCGGAUGACUGAACUCGGCCUGGUGCCGCUGGAUGUGGCUCUUCUCACCCAGAAUGCCUCAUUGCUGAAGGUGCUGCUGAAGGCCGGAGCCAAACACAACCCUAACUUGAUCUCAGCCUCUGAUUGGUCGUUGAAGCUGGAUGAGCUGGUGUCAUUAGCUAAGCAGAAGCUGGAGGAGUGGAGGGCGGAGCUUCAGGUCAGAGAGAAGGCGGAGCUUCAGGUGAGAGGGAAGGCGGAGCUUCAGACACACACAGACGCACAGAAGAACAUGGAGCAGUGGAGACGCCGCCGAGAGCUUUACCAGAACAUGAGGGAGAGAUUCAACAGGACGACUCCGCCUCCUCCACCCGCCGGUGCCGCCCUGCAGGUGACAGGAGACAGCAGUGUGUGUGUGCGGGUCAGCGAGCCUCUCGGUCACACACACGGACUCAUCAGCAGAUACAGAGUGGAGUGGAGCUCCGCCUCUUCUUUUCAUCCUCUCUGUGGCUCCGCCUUCAUCAGUGACAUCAGAAGCCCAGAGCUCAGCAUCACAGGACUGCAGACUGGUGUGCAGUAUUACGUCCGGGUCAGUGCGUACAACGUCAGAGGCUGGAGUCCGGCUCAGAGCAGCAGCCCAGUGUGUGUCGCGCCCUCCAGCUGGAGCUCGUGUGGUGGAGUUACAGUGAGGUCCAGGAAUCAGGCUGCAGCCGUAAGGAGCAUCAUACAGCAGAUCAGAGAGACCAGACCCAACGAGAACACAGGCUCAGGAAAGAGAGUGUGUGUGUCUCGUGGCCUGAAGCAGCUCUUUCACUCCAGCAGCCGGUGUGUGUGUCGUUUGCAGAGAGGAGUGUACCUGUCCUGCGUCCUCUACCAGAAGGACGGUGUGGUGUUGUGCUGUGAUGAUCAGCUCCCCCUGGUGGAGGUUCAGAGCUGCUCCACAUCCAUCACUCAGGACCUGCUGUGGCUCGCCAAGCUGUCGUGUGCAUGGCCGCAGGUGUCUGUGCUCCAGCAAUCUUCAUCUUCAUCUCUGAGCUCGUCUUCAUCUCUGCUGCAGAACAGACUGAGUCUUCUCCGGGCCGUCUCUCAGCUGCAGGCCUGGCUUGGCUGUGUGGAUCUGGGACAAGUGUAUUACGAACCGCUGAAGGACAGACAGGGAGCCGUCCUACUGGUGACCCUGAGAGAGGUCACGACCCCGCUGACCCUGACUGACCCUGCGCUGCACUGGACUCCCAUCAGCACACUGGAGCAAAACCAGAGCCGCACACCACUGCUGCCCGAACCCAGCGCUGUAGAGCUGCUGCACACACACCUGAGGGAGAUGUUGUCGUAUCACAGGAGGAGUCUCCAGAGAGCGGCGUCUGGUCUGUAUGUGUGUGUGCUGAAGCUCUGCAGCUCUGUGGAUCAGCUCAGGGUUCUGGUGCCGCACCGAUUACCCAACAUGCUGUGCCACUCGCGCGUGAGGAACUGUCCGCACGUCACACGGGAGGAGUGGGCGUGGCUACAGAGACAUGCCAUGGGCGGAGCUUGCGAUGGUCCAGGGGGCGGAGACCAGUGUGUGAUUGACAGCUCAGGUGUUGAGGACUUUGUGAAGGAACUGAGAUCUGCAGUGACUCAAUUAUUCACUAAACUCAACGUUCCGCUGCACAGGGCGUGUGAGUACCGUGUGUACACACAGGAGCUGGUGCGGGCUGGAGAUCAGCUCUCUCUGAUCGUUCUUCUUCCUCCCAGUGAGGACUGCAGGAGCGAGCGGUGGAGGAGUGACGGCCAGCGCUUCACACUCCCCCUGCACAUCUUUGAGCUCGUGCAUCUGUGUGUGUACGAGCAGCAGCUGCUGUCUCUGUACUGUGAGGCGUGGCUCAGACUGGAGCUGGACGUGUGUGUGUGGCAGCAGGCGCUCAGAGAAGCUCUGGACAGCAGAGAGACGGCGGACGCAGAGGAGAGACUCACACACACCACACAGCUCACACAGAGUCUGUCCUCUCUGUGGCGGGAGAGCCGGUGGCUGAUGGAUGUCAUUCAGGCCCUGCGCUCCAAACACUGUGAGGGGGCGGUGCCUCUGGGGCGGGUCAUGACCUCUCGACCUCAAAUCACAUCAGCCUCUGCAGAAGACACGCCUUUUUGUUUACAUACAGCAGCCCAGGACAAAGACGGUGCUGGUCUCUUCUGCUCUGAUCUACUUUAUGGGUCAAAAGACAAAUGUGUAAACAGGGUUGCAGACGGAGACAAUCUUACAGACGGGGUCGCGGACAAACUUACAGACGGGGUCGCGGACAAACUUACAGACGGGGUCGCGGACAAACUUACAGACGGGGUCGCGGACAAAAUUACAGACGGGGUCGCGGACAAACUUACAGACGGGGUCGCGGACAAACUUACAGACGGGGUCGCGGACGAACUUACAGACUGGGUCGCGGACAAAAUUACAGACGGAGUCGCGGACAAACUUACAGACGAGGUCGCGGACAAACUUACAGACGGGGUCACGGACAAACUUACAGACGGGGUCACGGACAAACUUACAGACGGGGUCACGAACAAACUUACAGACGGAGUCGCGGACAAACUUACAGACUGGGUCGCGGGCGAAAUUACAGACGUUGUCGCGGGCGAAAUUACAGACGGGCUCGUGGACAAACUUACAGACUGGGUCGCGGACGAAAUUACAGACGGGGUCACGGACAAACUUACAGACGGAGUCGCGGACAAACUUACAGACGGGGUCACAAACAAACUUACAGACGGAGUCGCGGACAAACUUACAGACUGGGUCGCGGGCAAAAUUACAGACAGGGUCGCGGGCAAAAUUACAGACGUUGUCGCGGGCGAAAUUACAGACGGGAUCGCGGAUGAAAUUACAGACGGGGUCGCGGACAAAAUUACAGACGGGGUCACGGACAAACUUACAGACGGAGUCGCAGGCGAAAUUACAGACGUUGUCGCGGGCGAAAUUACAGACGGGGUUGCGGACAAACUUACAGACGAGGUCGCGGACAAACUUACAGAUGAGCUCGUGGACAAACUUACAGACGGGGUCGCGGACAAACUUACAAGCGGGGUCGCGGACAAACUUACAGACGGAGUCAUGGACAAACUUACAGACGGGGUCAUGGACAAACUUACAGACGGGGUCACGGACAAACUUACAGACGGGGUCACGGACAAACUUACAGACGGAGUCAUGGACAAACUUACAGACGGAGUCAUGGACAAACUUACAGACGGGGUCGCAGACAAACUUACAAACGGGGUCACAGAUGAGGUCAUGGACUGGGUUAAAGAAAAGCUCACAGAGAAAUGUGUAGACAGGGUUCCAGACAAAUUUACAGAUGGGGUCGCAGACGGGUUUACAAACGAGGUUGCAGAUAGGGUUACAGAUGGGGUCACAGACAGGGUUGCAAACAAAUUUACAGACAGUAUGACAGAUGGGGUCAGAGUCGGGGUCCUGCACUCACAGUGGUCCUCCUCAGCCUGUCCUCAUGCGACCGGCCUCCAGCACGGGCGCUGGUGUCCUGAACUCUGCCAGUCUCCCUCUGCAGACCCUGAACAGCAGACUGACCGCAGCCCAGACCUGCUGUCUGACAUGAUGGAGCUGCUGCAGCACCUGGAUCUGCUAGGGGAAGGUCUGUUGGAGCUGCUGGACCCAGAGCCGGCUCCGGAGAUCCAGAGCAGUGCAGCAGCAGCAGACGGGGCAGUUCAGCUGUCCGCCAGCAGAGGGCGGCCCGUGCGGAGUGUGGUGGAGUGGGUCACUUCAACACACCAGCAGCCCUGACCACACACCCAAGGCCGUGUCCACACUAACAGGUUUUCGUUUAAAAAGACAUUUUUCUCUCCGUUCGGCCUUUCGUCGACACUGAGAUGAUGUUUUUAGGAAAUGGAAACAUCUUUUUGAAAAGUGAAUUCAUUUGAAAAUGGCGUUUUGGACUAGGCUUUGGAAAACCGUGACGCACUUUAGUCCUGAUGCAGUCAUGUGACCAAUGCACAGGGUGGACAACAGUGUAAAGCAGAUCCGCUGGUUUGCCAGCUUUAUUACAGAUUAAUGUCAGUUUGCUCCAUAUUUAAAGGACCGGGAAUGUUUACAUAUUCCAUCAUGUUUCAGAGAUUUCCUUUUUCCAGCUGAACAAUAACAAAAUAAAGCCUGCUGGAUUCUGAUUGGCUGUCAAAGCUAAGCCAAUAGCAGGACUCCCUUCCAAUGAACACACAGUUAUGAUCAUUUAUAGUGUAUUUGACUAACUAAACCUUAUAAAAGCAUUCACUUUUU
Messenger RNA from Danio aesculapii, 4669 nucleotides. RefSeq names its product ankyrin repeat and fibronectin type-III domain-containing protein 1. Lineage: Eukaryota; Metazoa; Chordata; Actinopteri; Cypriniformes; Danionidae. Gene Ontology annotation, molecular function: protein binding. Gene Ontology annotation, cellular component: spindle. The transcript has 18 exons. The record is from RefSeq and is a predicted model, not a curated record. The coding region runs from base 179 to 4180 and encodes 1333 amino acids. Gene Ontology annotation, biological process: establishment of mitotic spindle orientation; regulation of establishment of bipolar cell polarity.